Molecule: messenger RNA, 1979 nt
Organism: Scleropages formosus (Asian bonytongue)
Lineage: Eukaryota; Metazoa; Chordata; Actinopteri; Osteoglossiformes; Osteoglossidae
Gene: wbp2
Product: WW domain binding protein 2
Exons: 8
Coding region: 214-999 (261 amino acids)
Biological process (GO): positive regulation of DNA-templated transcription
Cellular component (GO): nucleus
Molecular function (GO): transcription coactivator activity; chromatin DNA binding
Source: RefSeq, a predicted model, not a curated record
AUGAGAUGACGUCAGAGGACGUCGGUGACGCCGGAAGAGCAGGUGCGUAUCAGUAUCAGUACCGGCAUCAGUAUUAUUAUUAUUUUUUAUCGGGCCCAGUAGCAGUCCCGGUCCGGGUGAGACGUGGGCUGGAGGUGUCGGAGGAUCCCCGGUAGCCUAGCAACCCUCGUCAGUGACAGUCAGUGUGAGAACACAGACACUGACUGAAACAACAUGGCAUUGAACAAAAAUAACUCAGAAUCCGGUGGCGUCAUCAUCAACAACAGCGAAAGCAUCUUGAUGACCUACGAGAAUGUGGAACUUGUCUUCAGUGAUGCAGAAAGCCUCCCAGAGCCGUUCAGGAAGAGCAAGAAGGGGACUGUCUACCUGACCCCAUACCGGGUCAUAUUCUUGGCCAAGGGACGGGACUCACUCCAGUCCUUCAUGAUGCCUUUCUACUUGAUGAAGAACUGCGAGGUGAAGCAACCUGUCCUUGGAGCCAACUACAUCAAAGGAGCCGUGAACGCAGAGCCAGGGGGUGGUUGGGAGGGAUCUGCCACCUUCAAGCUGGUCUUUACUGCUGGGGGGGCAAUAGAGUUUGGACAAUACAUGCUACAAGUUGCAGCGCAAGCAUCAAGAGGGCAACCAGUAACUGGGGCAUUUGGCUGCACUUAUAUGGCUAAUGGAGCCUAUGCUUACUCGCCGCCACCACCUGUUAAUGGGAUGUACCCUGCUGAACCACCACCAGGCUACUCCUACCCAGGACCUCCUCCACAAGGUGGGUUCUACCCUGCCCCCCCAACUUUUGACAGCCCUGCUGCCUACAUGCCCCCCCCUCCGUACAGUGGCCCACUGGCACAGGCUUCUCAUGACCCUGACCUGCCCAACACACCAGCAGCGGAGGCCAAAGCAGCAGAGGCAGCGGCUAGUGCGAGCAGUGCCCCUCCUCCCUCCCAUGUCUACCUGCCACACGACAAGCCACCACCUUACUCCCCACCAGAGGACAAGAAGACACAGUAGAGAACUGGACUGCAAGUCUAGCUUGUACCUUCCCUGCUCUCUCCAUCAACUCUAUACCUGGUUGUCAGGUGCUGUAUGUGGCCUCAUGCUCUCUACUUUCACAUCUACUCACCUUGAAUCCCUUGCAUCUCUCCCUCCUCCCCUGCUUACAGUAUAUGGGGGGCAGGAAAUGGGACGUGGGUCAGUACCAGCCUGAAGUCAUUUUCUCCAAUUUAAAGUGUAUCAUAAAUUUCAAGAAUGGGGUCUGUGCAUUUCAUUAUUGGUUCAACUUGAGAUUUUUGAGGGUAAAGAACAGCUUCCUCCAGUAUGGGACAAAGUGAACUUUUGUUUUUGGCAUUUCCUGCAAGUAUCGCCCCACUGGGGAGUAGCAGCAACGGAAGAUGAAGCAACCAUAGAAGGUAGUUUGGCAUACUUUGAAAGUACAUUUGUUCAAGCAUCAUGAGAACAUUAGUUGAACCCAUGUUGCUUACCUUCUCUGCUCCAAGUUGACUUCUGCUGGGUAGGAAGGCAUGGGAAUGGCAGAAUGUGCUUUGUAGAAUGUUAUGUGUAUAUUAUAAAUAAUGUAUUUUGACUGGGUAGGUAGAUUAUAUUCCCCUUUGUAGCUGCUCAGAUCUCAGUAGGUCAUAUCUUGCACUACUGUGGACCAGUUUAUUCGCAUAUACCUAAUCAGUCAUCAGUCUUUCAAUUCUUCAUUUCCUGCAGCUUAAACUGAGUUUGAAGGCACUUUGUAAAUGUCCUCAGUUGAGCACCUUGUUCAGUCUAUCUUGUAGCCUCUCUUCUCUCUGGCACAAAGCAGAUAGCUGUUCCUUGCAGUUAGCAAGUCUUGCACUUUUGAAAUGGCUAUGCAUUGUCCUUCCCUUUCAUGACUGUGUAUAAAUAGUAAAGGCACUCACUAAUUUAUGCAUUAUUUCAGUAGAAAAUAAACUACGCAUGGUUUUCAUUGUGUGUAGCAAAUACAGUGCACUGACUUGGAUUUUAAU